AUGGCUGUUCAUGGGGACGAAUGGCUGUUCAUGGGGACGAGAGCCCAGCAAGCAGACUCCCAUAAACGCAAACACUGUGACUUUAAGCUUUGCCCUAUGAUCCACAGCCAUCUGAAACUUCGGAGGAUCAUGGAGUCUCACAGGAGCCACAACCCCAUCUUGUGGAUAGUUAUUCUGUCUUGGAGCAUCAUCUGCGUACAUUUGUUAACCACAUCAGCUGAGUGGCAUGGAGACCUGUCAGACUAUGAGUUGGCCAGCUUUGACAAUCCUGAUAUUUUGGAUGAACCCCAAAUACGCGCAUCAAAGUUCAAUCAUUUUACCUUGAGUGACCAUGGCGAUGUGUACGUUGGAGCUGUCAAUUGGUUGUACAGGUUGGACAGUAGUUUGAAAGAGAUGCAGAAUAUUACAACCUGUGAUGCCAGCAGGCCAGAUGUGAUGCCCUGCCCCCUUACAAAUAACUACAACAAGAUACUGGUAGUUGAUAGUACCCGGCCAAACAGUUUGAUAACCUGUGGUGGUGUGUAUGAAGGUAUUUGUCAGUUACGACAGUUACAGGAUAUCAGUAACGUGUUACUGCGGUCAGUUCCCUACGUUGCCGGGUUUGAGGAUGCAUCUACUGUUAGUUUGAUUGCUCCAGGAAGAGAUGGACAACAACUGCUCUAUGUGGCUGUUACGUUUACCUGGGAAAAUAUUGGAGGUCACGGAAACUUUCCAGCAAUUACAAGAAGACGCCUUGACAGCAAUCCCUUCUUAUCAGUAUCAUACUUGGAGGAUACGGUCUCUUACAAAUACGAGGCAAUUGUGGACUUUCAUACCAUAAAGUAUGUUAUGCCUUUUGAACAUUAUGAAUUCACAUAUUUCGUUGCCUCCCAGAAGGAGGAUUUGAAUUCUGCGCACUUUGUUUCAAAGAUCAACAGAGUAUGUCAGGUCGGUCCAAACCUAGACGCUUAUACAGAAAUUACCCUACAGUGCAGUGGAUCCGAUGGCAGUGUGUACAGCUUGGUGCAAGCAGCUCACUUUGGACCAGCAGGACCUGAUCUAGCGGCAUCAUUGGGUCUCCAUGCAGACGAGCAGGUGCUGUAUGCUGUGUUUGCCAAGAACCAAGGAGCUCCGGGUACCAGUGAUGUACCCACUAAUCACUCAGCAUUGUGUGUGUACAGGAUGACGGAUAUCUUGGAUGCCUUCAGAGAAGCAGUGCGGGGAUGUAUUCAGGAUGGGGACAAUUAUGGUGGCCGUGGGCCAAACAAGAUUAACUAUUUGGAGGGUUCUUUUUGCAGACCAUUCGUGAUUCCCAUUCUGGAUCGCUAUUUCUGCAUACCCAUGACCAAUGAUGCUGCUCAAACGCCAGUAUUCAAGUACGCCAAGGGCAUAGACCCCGUUCCAUCCACGGCAAUUCUAGAGCUGCCUGGUACUCUCAUGUCAUCAAUCAUAACCACUAUAGAAGUCAACCACACCAUCGCUUUAAUCGGAACAUCGACAGGAGAUCUACUCAAGGUUCACAUUGAAAGUAACACUAACGGUCGACUGUAUGAACGCAUCGGCGUAGAUACCAGUCCAGUUCUGCAGGAUAUCAAGGUGAAUGACACGACUCGCGUGCUAUUUCUGUUGACGGAACAAAAGUUGGUGAAGAUGCACGUGGAGAAUUGUAGCCAAUACACUACGUGCGAAACGUGUAUUGGGACUGAUGCAGGGAAUGAUGGAGACCCAUAUUGUGGAUGGUGCACUCUGGAACGAAGAUGUACGACAUAUUCAGACUGUCCAUCAGCUGAUGUCUCUACUCGAUGGUUGGCCUACAAUGCUGCUCAGUGCAUUGAUAUUACUGAUGUAGCUCCCUAUGAUAACCUGCCAAUUACAGUCACUGAGCAACAGAUCACCCUGACUGUGCAGCAGUUACCUGAUCUAGGGACAGGCCAGAGUUAUGCAUGUCAUUUCGGGUCAUUCGAAUCUCCAGCUACGAAGAAUGGUGAAGCGCUAGAGUGUACGUCACCUCCUAGUGAUGAGGUACCUGUCAUUCCGCAUGGAGAUGAUGCAGUAUACGUAGAUUUGGGUGUCGAGUCGACCGAAACUUCAGAUCAUUUCGUACACACCGUCUUCUACUUCUACGAGUGUUCAACUCACACUUCUUGUGUAUCCUGCGUUGGUAGUCGCUGGGCAUGCGAUUGGUGCGUGUUUGAGAACAGAUGUACUCAUGAUAGCUCCACAUGCACACAAGCUUAUGAAAUCAUCGUUCCCGGAGAUAACAAUCCAGCCGCUUCUGCAGUCAAAGGACCUGAGUUUUGCCCUCAACUGCUGAACCAGAAUGCUGAAGCUCUGCUUCCUAAUAACAUUAUGAGGAGAAUAACUGUCUCGACUAAAAACCUGCCAAACGAAACUGAGAUUUCUAGCUAUCAGUGUAGCUUAGAUGUAGAAGGAUCACCUCAGGUUGUUAAUGCAGACCGCAAUGGAGAUUUAAUUACUUGCAGAGAUAAGGCUUAUACCUACCUCUCCAACGAUCCAGAGAUGGAAGCGAAACUGACUGUUUCAUGGACUGACACAAGCGGUGUUGCGCACAUCCUGGAUGACAUACAUGGAUUUAAUGUUUCAUUGUACAAGUGUGAAGUCCAGAAGCCAGACUGCAGCCGCUGUGUUACAGCCCGCCCAGCGCUUGACUGUGUUUGGUGUGGUGCCAUGCCGAGCGAGUCUGGUGUUUGUAAACCAGGUGAAAUUUGCAUCGAAAAUAUGGUGACUUUGGAUAACGGAUUGAAUUGCCCUAAUCCAUCUCUGAGUAAGGUAUUUCCCUUGACUGGGCCCAUUGAAGGCAACACAGUCAUAGAUGUGAUGGGAACUGAUAUCGGUCGGAGAUUUGAGGAUGUCGUGUCAGUGAUGGUUGGCAAUCAGCCCUGUGAUCUGGCUGGAUUAAACUCAGACUACCAAACUGGAGCAAGUGUCAGCUGCAGAACGAGAGCAGAAAGUGAAGGAGCCGAGCUGGUUACUUUGAAAGUCACGGGUGCAGAUGGUACAAUGCAACACAGCUCAGGAAUGGUCAACUUUAACUUCAGAGACCCGACGAUUACAGAUUUCCAACCCCGCCUCGGCCCUGAAGCCGGUGGGACGACAGUUAGUGUGAAUGGUGCGGCCCUCAACACAGGACGCGAUAUUGAAGCGUUUAUCGGCGACAAUCCUUGCAACAUAACAGGCCACUCAGUUGAAUCCAUGCUAGAAUGUACAACCACUGCUGGCCAAGUUGGAUAUCAAGGUGCUGUGAAAGUCUCCUUUGAUGGGGCCAUGAGAACCUCAUCAGAUAUGUACACUUACAGUGAGAAUCCUACCAUUGCUGGUGUGUCUCCUCUGAAAAGCAUCGUUUCGGGUGGUCGAAUGUUGACGGUUACUGGCACUUUGCUAAACACAAGCAGAAACCGUCAAAUCUUCGUCACUUCUGGAAAUGGUAAUCUUAAAGAGGAAUGUCGAGGUGGAUCUGCAACGAGCAUGGAGUGCCGGUCUCCUAACAUAACAGACCUCAACAUGAGGAAUAAAAAGUUGACCUUUGGCUUCAUCAUGGAUGGGGUCACUCAACUGUUGACAUGGUCUCAGGAUAACGAUGUCGACUUGGAGUACUUUGAGGAUCCAGUGUAUUACAAAUUUGGAGGCGGCAUGAAGGACAAAGAAGGAGAAACCUUGCGAAUUACGGGCGAGCGGAUUGACAGCGCUAUCACAGAGGGAGAAAUUGUCGUGAGGAUCGGCGAAGAGAGCUGUCCCAUUAUCCUGUUCAGUGCGACAACACUCGUAUGUGAAUUGCCCGAUGAGGCACCAGCAGCCGGUGACUACAUGGGAGGAGAUACCGGGAAAAGUCUGCCUGUGGUAUGGGUUUUCCACAAUAACUUAAAAUCUCGGUUGGGCUACUUGGUCUAUCCCACGGUGCCAAUUGUCGCUAUACUUGUACCGAGUUUGACCAUCCUACUCUCCAUGGCGAUACUUCUCCCUGCUACCUUCGUGUACUGCAGACAAUUGCGAAGGAAGCGCACCCAUGACCGAAGACUGUUGGGCAGGAUAGUUGCGAUUCAUCUCGAAAUUGACUCCCACGUCAAAAGACGCAGGGGGUAUAGAUCCCAGAAACAUUCGGAAUCUGCUCAGCCAAAACAAAAGCGCAUUGUCCUGAACAACAAGGUCAGCUUCGUUCCCGACGACAUUCAUAUCGACUUCAGCCAACUGGAAUUGGGAGAAACUCUCGGACAAGGUGCAUUUGGGCGUGUACUGAAAGCUGUUCUACACGAUACGUCCGGGGAAGAUCAAAUUGUGGCAGUGAAGACAGUGCAAGACACCUCGGACCCGAAAAAUGUGGUGAAGUUUUUGGAGGAAGGCCUGGUCAUGAAAACUUUCGACCAUGUAAACGUGCUGGGGCUUCUGGGGUUGACCUUUGACGCAGACAAACACCCCUUGGUGGUGAUACCCUUCAUGGCAAACGGUGACCUCAAGACAUAUCUGGUUAAGAAGAAACAGCACAAGUUUGUCCACAGAGAUCUUGCGGCCAGAAAUUGCAUGGUGGAUAGUGAUCUUCUGGUGAAGAUAGCUGAUUUUGGACUAUCCCGUGACAUGCACAAUUCGGAUUACUACACAAGCGGUGAUGUCCAGGCUAAGCUGCCUAUCAAAUGGAUGGCUCCCGAGUCCAUGGAACGUCGAGUGUACAACGCCAGGACUGACGUGUGGUCAUACGGUGUGCUCCUGUGGGAGAUUUUCAGUAGGGGUGCAAGACCGUACCAAGCAAUACCCAACCAAGACGUGUAUGAUUUCUUGAAGAGUGGUCAACGCAUUGAUGCUCCCAAGAACUGCCCGCCAGAAAUCUACGGCAUAAUGGUACGUUGCUGGCAGGACAAUCCCAAGUCACGUUGCACCUUCGUCCAAGUUGCCAACGAGCUGGAAGAACUGUUGGAGGGGGACCGCGACUACGUAGCAGCUCCUAGUGCGGAUGUGGUUGGUAUGGGACCCAUCAAACAUCGCGAAGAACCUGGUGUCACAGACGACAGCUUUCUGGUCCCGAUGCAGCAGGAGACCGCCUUUGGUGCUGACGGCCCGUGUAGUGACGGAGAAACCAGCGGGAGCUAUGCGACCGCCGCUCAUGAUCCCUUGGAUUAUGUCAAUGAAAUUGUCAUUAGAUAAGUGCCGUGCGCAUUCCCCGAUAAGAGAUAUCCGAAAA
Molecule: messenger RNA, 5170 nt
Organism: Patiria miniata (bat star)
Lineage: Eukaryota; Metazoa; Echinodermata; Asteroidea; Valvatida; Asterinidae
Product: plexin-B-like
Exons: 28
Coding region: 1-5133 (1710 amino acids)
Biological process (GO): regulation of cell migration; regulation of cell shape; protein phosphorylation
Cellular component (GO): semaphorin receptor complex
Molecular function (GO): protein binding; protein tyrosine kinase activity; semaphorin receptor activity
Source: RefSeq, a predicted model, not a curated record